AUGAACGCUCUGAAUCAGAGCUUCUUCAUGGGCUCAUUUGUCUUCUUGUCUGGCUGGUUCUCGAGAUCUGCCAUUUGUCGCAGCCUCCAGAGGAGAGAGUCUUCGCAUUUCAUGAAAGUACGCAUCUAUCGACUAUUGAUACCGGCCGUCUUCUUUACCUUGUUUAUUGACCCAUUGAUGGACGUGCUGAUGGUGGCAUUUGGGCCGAAUGGAGCUGCCUGGCAUCGAACAAUGCCACGGUUUCUCAUUCUUAGCGGGAGUAUCUUCUGGGAUUCUUGGGUCAAGUUGGCCGGCAUCAAAGGUCCGGUCUGGUAUACGGUACUGCUGGCGAUAUUUGAUACCGUUGCAUUGUUUCUGACACAUCUCACGGAGACUUCCUAUCUCAUGAUCACUCAGAGAAGCGCCUCAACCAUCUUGAAGUUAUGGAUGGCGGUCAUCAUUCUAAGUUUCACUGUCCGACAAGCUUGGCCAGUUGGCGCCGUGUUCGGUCCUCUGAACCUCCAGCCCGCAUUUCUUCCUCAGUACAUCUUCGCAUAUGGCCUUGGUCAGGCCUCGGAAACAGUCCACGACCCUUGCGCUUUCCUUCUUUUUCAUGUCCAGAAACGACCAGCCAGCCGCCUCAUCUGCGCAUUGGCACUGAGCACCAUAUCCCUUGGUGUGAUUGUCUAUAUCCCUGCUGCUUUCGCAUCGGUUGAAAUGCCGCCCCUGGACAUCGAUUCUAUCACGGGUGGCUUGACUUUUACUGCCCUGCUGUACGCAGUAUGGAACGAGGCGAGCUUCGCCAUGAUACUGCCGUGUCUACUAAGUACAUUUUCAAAGUACUUCAAUGAUCCCUGGGUGGUCAAUGAACGCCGAGGAAGGCCACUGAACCUGGCAAGAUACUCGUAUGCGGCCCUUCUGCUCCAUCCGCCCGUCAGCCUCAUUGUUGAAUUGUACCUUGACCACUUAAUGGGUUGUCAUGGAGUCAAUCCUUCCAGGAUCCCUGCUUCUUUUGGGCCACUGCUAUGGACACUGCUCACGGGAUGCGUCAAUGUCGUUGCGUCUUGGUUCGCAGCAGUUUUGCUGGUCGAAUAUGUGCCUUUGGUUGGGCGUAUCAUCUGA
Molecule: messenger RNA, 1101 nt
Organism: Exophiala dermatitidis NIH/UT8656
Lineage: Eukaryota; Fungi; Ascomycota; Eurotiomycetes; Chaetothyriales; Herpotrichiellaceae
Exons: 1
Coding region: 1-1101 (366 amino acids)
Molecular function (GO): acyltransferase activity, transferring groups other than amino-acyl groups
Source: RefSeq, a predicted model, not a curated record